AUGACGACGCCCGCCAUUCGUAUCCCCUUCACGGGUCCUCUACCUCCGGCAAUUAUAGUCCCGCCCUCCGCCAGCUCCGUUUCAGGUGCCAUUGACGCCGUCUGCGCCUUCUUUGCUGCAUCACCAUCCCUGAACCUCCGUGGCGUCGACGUCGGAGCUCAUUCCCAGACCGUUCUACUAACCGGAGCGGGCAUCUCGGUCGCAUCUGGACUCUCCGACUACCGCGGCGACCAGGGAACAUAUCGCCGGAACAAAUCCUACCGACCAAUCUACUUCCAUGAAUUCGUGUCACGGCAUGAGUCGCGCAAACGAUACUGGGCCCGUAGCUUCGUCGGAUGGCCCGGUCUCGUAAAAGCACGACCGAACUCAACUCACGAAGCUAUUAGAGACCUGGGCAAAAAGGGCUACAUCAGUUCCGUCAUCACGCAGAAUGUCGACUCCUUCCACUCCUUCGCUCAUCCGGAGUUAUCGACCUUGGAAUUACAUGGGUAUCUACGAUCGGUCGUUUGUACCAGCUGUCAUAACCAAUUCCCCCGACAAGUGUUCCAAGACUCGCUGGAAAGACUGAAUCCGGCAUGGGCGGAGUUUCUCGCUCGCAUGGUGGAGCAGGGCGCGCUUGAUACGGAUAAUCAAGAAGAACAACGACGAAAGGGCUUGAAAUUGAACCCGGAUGGAGAUGUUGAUCUUGCAGAAGCGCCGUAUUCAACCUUUCGAUAUCCAUCCUGUCCGACCUGUUUGGAAAGACCUCCCAGGUUGAAAGAUGGGACUCAGAGCCGAGUAGAAGUGGAGAGUGACGGUGCCUGGAUGGACACUUCCAAUGCUGGGAUUCUCAAACCAGCUGUGACUAUGUUUGGUGAGAAUAUUGACCCAGCGGUUAAAAUAGCGGCUGAAGAGGCGAUCGACGAUGCAGGGCGCCUACUGGUUCUCGGAAGCAGUCUGGCCACCUUCUCAGCGUGGAGGUUGGUGGAACGAGCGCACAAACGGGGGAUGCCCAUUGGUAUUAUCAAUGUUGGCGGCGUGAGGAACGAGGCGGUUCUCUUUGGUCAAGGUAGUCAGGGCUCAGACCCAGAACCAACUUCCCAUGUGCGCUGCAGCCAACCCGCUCAGUCCAUCCUGCCGACCGUGGUAUCCCGGUUAGGGGUAAAUGGGAGAGGGUAUGGAAUAUAA
Molecule: messenger RNA, 1167 nt
Organism: Penicillium manginii
Lineage: Eukaryota; Fungi; Ascomycota; Eurotiomycetes; Eurotiales; Aspergillaceae
Product: putative SIR2 family histone deacetylase
Exons: 1
Coding region: 1-1167 (388 amino acids)
Molecular function (GO): NAD+ binding
Source: RefSeq, a predicted model, not a curated record